This is a messenger RNA of Pocillopora meandrina, 717 nucleotides long. Lineage: Eukaryota; Metazoa; Cnidaria; Anthozoa; Scleractinia; Pocilloporidae. The record is from the annotation of a GenBank genome assembly.
AUGCUGAACGCCCAGAUAAUCAGCUUGAGGCGCCAAGGAAAAGAAAAUGUAAAGCACAAGCCAGCGAUUGAAAAUGAAAAUUUGGCGAAACUUAAAGCUUCUCAAGCCAUCGCAGUCACUAACCCUCUUUCCUUGCUUCGAAAUGUGUGGUUUCAUGUUGUCCUGUUUUUUUGUCGGAGAGGAAGAGAAGGGCAAAGGGAGCUCAAAAGAUCGAGUUUCACAUUUGAAGCGGUGCCUCUGGAAGAAGGUUCGUCACGAUGGCGCAUAAUGAGGUAACUAAAAAUCAUCCAGGAGGUGUAAGCGAUGUCCCAAGCAAUGAAAAAUUGGCACGGAUGUACGAAACCUCUGAUGGACGACGGUAACAAAGCCAUGCAGCUGUAUAUCUCGAAGUUGAAUCCUAAAAGCGAUGCAUUUUUUCAAUACCCAAAGAAGCAGUGGAAUUACGAUGAUGACGUCUGAUACGAUGCUCGACCGAUCGGUGUAAACAAGCUCGACAACAUGAUGAAAAGCAUCAGUGAGGCUGCAAAACUGUCGAAAAUGUACACCAACCACAGCGUUAGGGCCACUGCGAUUACCUCGUGGUCAAAUGCCGGAAUCCAAAAUCGCCACAUUAUGGCAAUAUCUGGUCACCGUAGUGAGCAGAGUCUGGCGCACUACAACACGCAGCCUUCCACUUCACAACUACAACACUGCAGUGAAGUUUUGUCAAGUAGUCUA